Messenger RNA from Megalops cyprinoides (Indo-Pacific tarpon), 2243 nucleotides. RefSeq names its product UTP6 small subunit processome component (gene utp6). The transcript has 19 exons. NCBI's taxonomy places the organism in Eukaryota, Metazoa, Chordata, Actinopteri, Elopiformes, Megalopidae. Gene Ontology annotation, molecular function: protein binding; snoRNA binding. The record is from RefSeq and is a predicted model, not a curated record. Gene Ontology annotation, cellular component: Pwp2p-containing subcomplex of 90S preribosome; small-subunit processome. Gene Ontology annotation, biological process: maturation of SSU-rRNA from tricistronic rRNA transcript (SSU-rRNA, 5.8S rRNA, LSU-rRNA). The coding region runs from base 127 to 1923 and encodes 598 amino acids.
UUCCACACGUGUGUACCAUGGAAUGUAAUAUUGCAUUUUAGAGAAUUUGGCCGGCUAGGUUACUACAUUUGUAACUGUCUAACAAAUUCAAGGACACAAAAUAGCCAUAACAGUUUUAAUAAUAAAAUGGCUGAAAUAAUCCAACAGCGGGUUGAAGACCGAAUUCCGGAGUUGGAACAGUUGGAGAGAGUUGGGCUGUUCACCAAAAAAGAAGUCAAGGCUAUGAUUAAAAAAGCGACUGCAUUGGAAUACAAGUUGCACAGGAUUACAAUAAGCAAAGAAGACUUCAUCACUUACAUUCAGCAUGAGAUUAACGUCUUGGAGCUGAUAAAGAAGAGAAGAUUGCGGAUUGGCUACACCUUUAAGAGAGAAGAGAUUGAGUUCCCUGUCAUAAACAGAAUACACAACGUUUUCAGACGGGCAACUGCAAAGUGGAAGGAUGAUGUACAGCUGUGGUUAUCUCAUGUUGCUUUCACUAAGAAGUGGAACACGAAGGCUCAACUCAGUAAAAUUUUCUCCUCAUUGCUGGCCAUCCAUUCAGACAAACCAGCUCUGUGGAUCAUGGCUGCCAAAUGUGAGAUGGAGGAUCGGAAUUCAUCAGAGAGUGCCAGGCACCUCUUCCUGCGUGCUCUGCGCUUUCACCCUGAGAACAAGAAGGUCUACCAGGAGUACUUUCGCAUGGAACUGAUGCAUGCAGAAAAACUUCGGAAGCAACAGAAGGAGUUGGAACAAGCACAGAUGGACUUGGGGGAGUACGAGUUUUCUCCUGAGAUCAUGAAUGGAAAAUUGGCUGAAGUUGUAUACAAAGAUGCAACAGAGAAAAUCAAAGAUGUCGAUUUUGUGCUGUCCCUCUUGAAAAUUGCGGAGAUUUUUGACUUCACAAAGGAACUGAAGGACCUUAUCACCCAAGACCUGCAGAGCAGAUACGCAGAUGACCCCCUCACCUGGGACUACAUGGCCAAACGGGAGCUUGAGGCAGGGUUAGGAGCAGGGAUGGGGGCAGAGCUGCCAACAGCCAAGGGCAGGGCGACGGACAUAGCCAGGAGGGAGGAGCGGUGUUGCCAAGUGUAUGAGGAGGGCUUGAAGAGUCUCAACACAGAGGCCAUGUGGACAUGUUAUAUCACUUUCUGCUUGGACAGAUUCAAGAGGAAAACCAAUGUGCAGGAUCUGAAGGAAAAGAGGCAGGCCAGGCUUCUGGUAGUGUUUCAGAGAGCCCAUGACUCUUCGAUGCUUCAGGAGGCUUUAUACAGGAAAUGGCUGCAGGUCUUGGUUUCAGCAGGGGAUGCUGACAGUGCUGCUCAAGUCGCCAUAGCAGCCACAGAACGCUUCAGCCAAUCAGUGGAGACCUGGAGUUGUAGCCUGCAGAUAUCGGUGCAGCUGGGGAGCGCCAACGCUGGCAGGCUAUUCCAGGAAGCCCUAAAACACGUGAAUCCCAAGGAGAGUCUGCCACUUUGGCUGCUGCAGGUGGAGUGGAGUGCCUCUUCCCAGAAUCCAGAGGAGACAGAAAGCCUGUUCCAGAAGGGUAUAAUAUCCCCAGUUCCUUCUGUCUCCACUGAGAUGAAGGAGAAAUACCUGGACUGGUCUUACAGAACCAGUGGGUACAAGAAGGCCAGAAAGACAUUCACAAGCUUGAAUGAGAACCGCCCUUUCUCCAAGGCAUUUUUUACCAGAAUGAUCCAAAUAGAGAAGGAACAGGAUUCCCCAAAUAUGAACAACCUGAGGGACUACUAUGAGCGGGCACUCAGGGAGUUUGGCUCUACAGAUGAUGACCUGUGGCUGGAUUACAUCAGGGAAGAGCUGAGCACCCGCGGAAAGGCAGAGAACUGUGGAAGGAUCCACUGGAGAGCCAUGAAGAGCCUGGAGGGCGAGCACGUGGAGCGCUUCAUCGCCAAGUACACACUGCUGCAGACAGGACACAUCUAGAGACCAUCUCUGCCAAUGACCAGGAACUCGCAUUCACCACAAUCCUCUCCCUUCACUGCUGCUUCUGGGAGAUGACCUGAAAUUGCAAUCAUGAACCAGGCUGUUCAGAUACUGGCUGUGUGUUCAUUUGGAGACCUUUUUGUCCAAGGUCUGCCAUUGGUCGUUGUUUUCACAUUGGUCGAAAAGUCAGUGUUUUUGGUUGAUUUUGGCAUAGUUUGGUUCAUGGGUCGUUGUGUGUGUUCAGUGACUGCAAAUGGAUUCCUCAUGCUGGAGUCUUGCAAUAAAAUGACAUUUUAGGAACUUGUUUUUAAAAAAAUCCA